GUCGUCGAGGUUGCCGACCAUCGGUCCCGUUUCAAUCCCUCGGCCCACCCUCUGGUAAACCGGUUAGAACGAGUUCAUCUUCAUUGGCAGACGGGCGCGGUGAUGAUCGCCGGACGGGUGUAGCGGGCAUAAGUUUGCAGAUCGGCACUACGGCAAGUUUGUAGUUACUGCAGCUACCGCAUUCAGGAACCGACGGGCAAUCAACACGGUCGUAGCAACGGCUUGGUCUACGAAAAAGUAUUCUCAAUUGACGUACGUCUGCGAAGGUCACAGUAGGAAACAGUGUAGGAAUACUUCAUUCCCUGCGGAUCAGUGCAUUGCAGAACAUAAUGGUCAUCAACUUUGGCGCCGGCCCGGCCAAGCUACCUCGCGAGGUGCUUUUGGAAGUGCAAAAAGAGCUCGUCGAGUAUGGGACGAGUGGUAUGAGUGUGAUGGAAAUGUCGCAUCGUGGGAAUUUCUACGUAACGCUCCACGACCAAACCUUGGCGCUGGCUAAGGAACUACUCGAUGUGCCCGAUAACUACAAGAUUCUACUCAUGCAGGGCGGAGGCACGGGAUUAUUCGCAGCCGUUGCAAUGAAUCUGAUAGCCAAAACGGGAAAAGCGGAUUACCUGGUAACGGGUAGUUGGUCGACCAUGGCAGCAAAAGAAGCGGCACGUUACGGUACGGUCAACUGGGUUCUACCAAAGCAGGACAAAUACACCGGCAUUCCAGCUCCCAAGGAUUGGAAGCUUGACCCGGAAGCAUCGUACGUGUACUACUGUGAUAAUGAAACGAUUGGAGGUAUUGAAUUUGAUUCCAUCCCCGACACUAAUGGAGUACCAUUAGUGGUGGAUAUGUCCUCUAACAUGCUAUCUCGGCGGGUUGAUGUUAAAAAGUUCGGAGUGAUAUUUGCCUGUGCACAGAAAAACAUUGGUCCUUCGGGUAUCACACUGGUGAUCGUACGAGAGGAUCUGAUUGGAAAUGCAAUGCCGAUUACGCCGACCAUCUUUGACUUCAGUAUAAUCGCGAAGGCGAAUUCGAUUAGCAACACACCACCAACUUUUAUCAUCUACGUAAUGGGGCGCGUAUUUGCCUGGAUCAAGAGGCAUGGUGGCGUGGACGAGAUGUACCGGCAGUCAUUGAGCAAAUCCCAGCUCAUAUACGAUGUGAUUGCCAAAUCGGAUGGAUUUUACUACUGUCCGGUCGAUGCAAAAGUUCGCAGCCGUAUGAACGUCCCUUUCCGAGUAGGAGGAUCGAGCGGUGACGAGGAGUUGGAGAAACUAUUCCUAAAAGGGGCCGAAGCACUUGGUAUGCAGCAAUUGAAGGGGCACCGAUCGGUCGGCGGUAUUCGUGCAUCAUUGUACAAUGCGGUAACGAUCGACGAAGCAAGAGCGUUGCAGCAGUACAUGCUCGAUUUCUUGAAGAAGCAUCAAAAGGCAUAAUUGAUGCUAUGCAACAGAGAUUUCUUUAUUAUUACUGCUUUCACCCAAAUGGUGCCAUCUUAUCAGAGCAGCUGAAACAUGAUCAUAUUAAAUAACUUUUUCCUGACGAAAAAUA
Messenger RNA from Anopheles coustani, 1539 nucleotides. RefSeq names its product probable phosphoserine aminotransferase. The transcript is spliced from 4 exons. The record is from RefSeq and is a predicted model, not a curated record. Bases 330 to 1424 code for a protein of 364 amino acids. Lineage: Eukaryota; Metazoa; Arthropoda; Insecta; Diptera; Culicidae. Gene Ontology annotation, cellular component: cytoplasm. Gene Ontology annotation, molecular function: O-phospho-L-serine:2-oxoglutarate transaminase activity; pyridoxal phosphate binding. Gene Ontology annotation, biological process: L-serine biosynthetic process.